Molecule: messenger RNA, 1287 nt
Organism: Ogataea angusta
Lineage: Eukaryota; Fungi; Ascomycota; Pichiomycetes; Pichiales; Pichiaceae
Exons: 1
Coding region: 1-1287 (428 amino acids)
Biological process (GO): nicotinamide riboside biosynthetic process; nucleotide metabolic process; nicotinic acid riboside biosynthetic process
Molecular function (GO): magnesium ion binding
Source: RefSeq, a predicted model, not a curated record
AUGACCAGUCGCUACAGAGUGGAGUACGCGCUCAAGCAGCACCGUCGCGACGGCCUCAUAGAGUGGAUCAAAGGCCUGCUGGCCACGCCGUUCGUUCUGUACGCGGUGAAGAGCAACGGCAUCUCCGCCGUGGACGACCUCAUGGUGAACUCUGAGGCAAAACGCCGCUACGCAGAGAUCUUCCACGACCUCGAACUCCUCAUCGACGACAACAUCGAAAUGACCAAAGCCGGCACCCCCGAAUUGUCUCGGCUCGUGCAGCUGGUUCCGAGCGUUGGCAACUUUUUCACGAGACUGCCUCUGGAAAAGGCCUUCUACAUCGAGGACGAGCGCCGUGCCAUCAGCAAGCGCCGGCUCGUGGCGCCCUCGUUCAACGAUGUCCGGCUCAUCCUCAACACGGCCCAGCUUCUGGAGAUGUCGCGGUUCUUCCAUUCCAAAACCAUCCGAGAUCGCAAGCUGCAGCUCAUUACCUUCGAUGGUGACAUCACACUGUACGACGACGGCAAUAAUUUCGACGCCGAGUCGCCCAUUUUGCCCCACCUCAUCAAACUAAUGGCCAAAGACCUGUAUGUGGGUAUCGUCACGGCGGCCGGCUACAACGACGCAACCAAGUACUACGAGCGUCUCAAGGGCCUUAUCGACGCUCUCCAGACGUCCCCGCUGCUCAAGGACCACCAGAGAGAAAACCUCCUUGUCAUGGGCGGCGAGGCAAAUUAUCUCUUCCGGUACAGUAACGAGGAGCGGAAUUUGCACUUCUACUCCAAAGACAGAUGGCUGCUCGAAAACAUGCUCAACUGGUCCGAGGAGGACAUUGUCCUGACACUGGACUUUGCACAGGAGGUCCUGAACGACCUGGUCCACAAACUGGGCGCCCCAGCCACCGUGAUCCGCAAAGAACGGGCCGUCGGCCUGGUUCCUCUGCCAGGCUACAAACUGAUCCGCGAACAGCUCGAGGAGAUCGUUCUCCGCGUGGACAAACGUCUCAAGCAGUUCCCGACGGCCAAGAAGAUCCGCUGGUGCGCCUUCAACGGCGGCUCAGACAUCUGGGUCGACAUUGGCGAUAAAGCGUACGGUGUGAGGGUGCUUCAAAAAUUUAUCAGCUCCAACGAUAAGAUCGACAUCAAGGCCGAAAACACCCUGCACGUCGGCGACCAGUUCAACUCUCUCGGGUCGAACGACUACGCCAGCCGCACGGCCGCAACCACAUGCUGGGUCUCGAGUCCCGACGAGACGAAGAACCUGCUCAUAGACCUAGUUAAGUACAUCGACGACUGGGCCACCUACUGA